UCAUAUUGAGGAUACCCAGAUUCAUGAGGUCUAAUUUUCGGUGUCGUAUAUAAUAACUCGCUCACUCUGUAUUUUCUCUUCUAUGUUUUUCAACUUCGAACAAGCUUAAAAAAACUUGUAGGAUCAAUUCAAGCAACCAAAAUGACAGACCUAGUUCCAGCGUUACUCAAAUUUGGAGAUAUUUGGGCACAACUGAAUUACACCAAAAGCUAAGUAAGACACACUUCUACAGACUGCGUCGUAACUGACGGGCUCGUCACAGAAGCUAGAUAAACCAUCACAAAUGGUGGCCAUCUCCAACGAGUGGCCACAUCAGAUCCCCAUUCAACUCCUUUCAGCCUUGGUCACCGGAGCAACUGACAAGAAAACACAAUUAUCUCUCUAGUACCUGCCACCACUUAGUCCCGCAUCAUUGAUUUUCUUUUCUUCAGAAAGCAUUGGGUAUUUUUAUGUAGUGCACAAGAAAACACGUGUUGCAGAUUUCUGGUGUCAUAUAAAGCCAGAGCACCAAAGCCUUUGAAGUCGCUAUCCUGCUAAGAACCAUACCACCCAAGUAUUGGUGCUCACCUUGACUUUUUGAGCAAUCAAACGUCACAGGUGAGACGAUAUUGUCAAAUAUGGUCAGCUGCAAGCACUACUACAUGAGCCAUCCACAGAAUUUCCCCUGAAACAUUCCAAGAUCUGCUGGAAAGGAAUUUACCAUGGCGGAGGCCAUCUUCUCGGCGGUCGUCGGCGACAUGGUGGGCAGGGUGAUCUCGCUUCUCGCCGGCCGCUUCAGCGACCAACAGAGCGCCAGCGCCAAGCUGCAGAAGAUAAAUCGCAUGCUUGUCAGGAUUCACAGCAUGGUGGAGGAGGCCAAGGGGAGGCACAUCACAAACCAUGUGGCCCUCGAAUGGCUCUCGGAGCUCAACGAUGGUGUGUACCAGGGUCGUUAUCUGCUCGACACGAUCAGGUGCGGAGAGCCGGAGCUCGAAGACGGGCAUGGAGACAAGGUAGCGGCACAGCCUUUCUCUCUGUCCUUGUUCAAUCCUGCAAAGCGCGUGCGCGUCGCCACGAGCACCGUGAAGUGCAUGUUGUCUCGCCAUGACGCCGGUGUCGAUGAGAUCGACACGGUACUAGAGAGCAUGCAGAGCUUAUCUGGUGAUCUCCGCGAGUUCAUGAUGCUCCUGGAAGGCUGCAGGCGGAUCCGCCGCCCUUUGGCUACCAACAUCUUUGUGGACGGGCAGAUGUUUGGCAGGCAUGUCGAGAAAGAAAGGAUCAUCAACUUCUUGCUUGACGACCACGGUCCAUCCAUCAUGGGGAAUCUGCCUUUGCUCCCAAUUGUUGGUGACAUUGGUGUUGGGAAAACUACCUUGGUGCAGCACGUCUGUGAUGAUGCUAGGCUGCGCAACCGCUUCCCAAUAAUCAUGUUGUUUAAUUUCUCAUCCACCUACGCUAUGGCGAUGGGUGGAGCAACUGUCGUUCUGAAAUCGAAACAUGUGAUUGGAGGGUCUGGAAAGCUUAAUCAUCCGCUGCAAGUGCUCAACGAGAAUUUCCGCAGGAAGCGGUUCCUGAUGGUGUUCGAGGAUGUUGACAUGCACAAGAAGCGGAUGCUGGAGGAGCUCUUGCCGAGCCUGAGACAUGGCAAACAGGGGAGCAAGAUCAUACUCACCACCAACAUCAGGCAUGUCGCCGCCAGCAUGGGAACAGUAGAGCCAAUCAAGCUGAAGGUUUUGCCACACCCAGAGUACUGGUUCUUCUUCAAGGCGCAUGCCUUUGCAGCCACGGACAUAGAGGAGAAUCCAAGGCUGCUCGCGGUAGGCAAAGCCAUUGCAAGGAAGCUAAACGGGUCGUUCUUCGGCGCCAAGAUCGUUGGAGGGGUGCUGAAAGCCCAUCCAAAUCUACAGCUCUGGUGUAAGAUCCUGAGAAGCAAUAUUGGGGGCCUGUCCUUGUUGGGCGAUGGCCUUGGGUACAUUGCGGAUUUGGCCGAGAAUCUGCUGCCAAGUCAUGUAAACAUGCGCCAGCUGAUUAUAUCCAAGAAACCGUUCUCCUCGACACAGCCCGAUUUUGCCAGGUUGCAUGAUAUGUUUCUUCCAAGCCCUGAUACAGCAGCCGCCCAAGAAAGUUGGAGUGCAGAUGCUCGUAAUGCAAAAGUGUUGUUGUGCAAGUCUGUUCUGCCAUUCUAUUGCCUGUACUACAGCGCUCAUUGCACUGUAAGUGGGUGAAACUGUUCAUCAGGAUCCACACAUUUCAAUCAUCAGGAUCAGUGCUCCUUUUUGUUGUAUGUAGGAACAUCUUUAGAAAUAUGGCAGGUAGAAAUACUUUGUACUCAAUCUUGUAAUAUCUGAUGUCCAGUUCUAUGCUCUUGUCCUUCAGCUGA
Molecule: messenger RNA, 2359 nt
Organism: Hordeum vulgare subsp. vulgare (domesticated barley)
Lineage: Eukaryota; Viridiplantae; Streptophyta; Magnoliopsida; Poales; Poaceae
Product: disease resistance protein RGA2-like
Exons: 1
Coding region: 702-2204 (500 amino acids)
Molecular function (GO): ADP binding
Source: RefSeq, a predicted model, not a curated record